GACCUGGGCUGCAUCUCCACCACUCUGCCCAAAGCCAUGGCCAAUGCCCUCUGGGACACCAGGGCCAUCUCUUAUCAAGGCUGUGCUGCACAGGUCUUCUUUUUCUUCUUCUUGGUUGGAGCAGAGUAUUCCCUUCUCACCAUAAUGUCCUACGACCGCUACGUUGCCAUCUGCAAGCCCCUGCACUACGGGAGCCUCCUGGACAGCAGAGCUUGUGCCCAGAUGGCAGCAGCUGCCUGGGGCACUGGAUUUCUCACUGCUGUCCUGCACACGGCCAACACAUUUUCCCUUCCCCUCUGCCACGGCAAUGCUGUGGACCAGUUCUUCUGUGAGAUCCCCCACAUCCUCAAGCUCUCCUGCUCAGAUGCCUACCUCAGGGAAGUCAGGGCACUUGUCUUUAGUAUUUCUUUAGCCUUUGGUUGUUUUGUUUUCAUUGUGGUGUCCUAUGUGCAGGUCUUCAGGGCAGUGCUGAGGAUGCCCUCUGAGCAGGGCCGACACAAAGCCUUCUCCACGUGCCUCCCUCACCUGACCGUGGUCUCCCUGUUUGUCAGCACUGGCGUAUUUGCCUACCUGAAGCCCCCCUCCAGCUCUUCCCCAUCCCUGGACCUGGUGGUGGCUGCUCUAUACUCACUGUUGCCUCCAGCAGUGAAUCCCCUCAUUUACAGCAUGAGGAACCAGCAGCUCAAACAUGCAGUAAGGAAAAUUUUUUAUACCUCUUUCUUCAGCAUUAAUAAUGUGCAUAUAAUACUAAUAGGAUUUCUGCAAACAAACACUCUUAGCUCAAUUUCUUGA
This is a messenger RNA of Anas platyrhynchos (mallard), 792 nucleotides long. Its product is annotated as olfactory receptor 14C36-like. Gene Ontology annotation, biological process: G protein-coupled receptor signaling pathway. The record is from RefSeq and is a predicted model, not a curated record. Gene Ontology annotation, molecular function: G protein-coupled receptor activity; olfactory receptor activity. Lineage: Eukaryota; Metazoa; Chordata; Aves; Anseriformes; Anatidae. Gene Ontology annotation, cellular component: membrane.